Xenopus laevis (African clawed frog) is the source of this 3375-nucleotide messenger RNA. RefSeq names its product homeobox protein Meis2 (gene meis2.S). The coding region runs from base 945 to 2147 and encodes 400 amino acids. The transcript has 13 exons. The record is from RefSeq and is a predicted model, not a curated record. NCBI's taxonomy places the organism in Eukaryota, Metazoa, Chordata, Amphibia, Anura, Pipidae.
AGUAGUGAGGGAGAAUCCUGUGCACGUGCCUCUCAUUGCCUCCAGCCUAUGGAGCAGGAACUCUCCUGAUUGGACGCCGCCCCUCUCAUUGACUCUCUCCAUGUGUCUGUCCGUACAACUCACUCCUCUACUUCCGGGUCCCGUCAUUUUCAUUCUCCCGCCGAUCAGCUCAACAAACUGAAUGUCGUAUCAGGAGCGGCAGUGAGUGCCCGAGACUCAAAUCCCUCCGCCUCCUACUGAGCCGCACAUUCUCCUCCGCACGCGGAAGCUCUUUGCUUGGGAUCUAUUGCUGUUUGGAACUAGUGGUCCGACCCUUUUAUAUUUAUUGCUCUGCUGCUUUUUUCUUCUCAUUUGGUUUCACUUCAUCAUUUGGAUCUAAAUUUCACUGUGUCACGUGUCACUGGGAAAAUAAUGAAAGAGACAGAGAUGUGCGGGGAUUUGUGAAGAAGAAGAAGAGGAGGAGAGAGAAGAGACAGAAGAGACAGGAGCAGCAGUUGUAUCUUCAUCAUCAAUAUUUCCAUCAUCUUCCUCCUCCUCCUCCUCCCCUGCCCCCCAAUGACCCCUCACUGAUGACAAGUUGGGCCUGUGAUUGACAAGUCAUGUCUGACCCCUCAUGUGUCUCUCCCCAGGGACAACACUGACCCCCAACUUGGCAUAUUUUUGGGCACUUUAUUUCCGCUCAUCAAAAACCAAAAACAACAAAAAGGAAGAAAAAAAUCCCACUAAACAACAACAAGCCCCGCCCCCGCGCUUCUCAAUCAACAUGUUUAUUUGAUACAUUUUCUCUUCUCGGUGUCGGAUAAGGGAUCUGUGUUGGAUUUCAGCAGGAACAAGAAAUAUUUGGGUUCUCACACCCCUCAGCCCCCCCCCCCCAUUGCUGGGACUCGGGAGGCUCCAUUGUGGGAGCGGGGGGUGAGGAGAGACCCCAGGACAUUUGUUUAUUGAUGGCGCAAAGGUUUGAUGAGUUACCUCACUAUGGAAUGGAUGGAGUGGGGGUUCCAACAUCAAUGUACGGCGACCCCCAUGCCCCUCGCCCUCUCCCGCCGGUGCAUCAUUUAAACCACGGGCCCCCCCUGCACAGCAGCCAACACUAUGGAGCACAUGCCCCUCACCCCAAUGUCUUGGGCACAAAUGUGGGAUCUGCUGUGAAUGAGGCGCUAAAGAGGGACAGAGAUUGUAUUUACGGACACCCCCUGUUCCCCCUGUUGGCUCUGGUUUUUGAGAAAUGUGAACUGGCGACUUGUACCCCGAGGGAGCCGGGAGUCGCAGGAGGAGACGUCUGUUCGUCCGACUCAUUUAAUGAAGACAUCGCUGUGUUCUCCAAACAGAUCAGAGCGGAGAAACCUUUCUUUUCUUCAAACCCGGAAUUGGAUAAUUUGAUGAUUCAGGCCAUCCAGGUCUUACGGUUUCACCUCUUGGAAUUAGAAAAGGUCCAUGAACUCUGUGAUAAUUUUUGCCAUCGAUACAUCAGCUGCUUGAAAGGAAAAAUGCCCAUAGAUCUAGUGAUUGAUGACAGGGACGGAAACUCCAAAUCUGACCACGAAGAAUUCUCUGGCUCCUCCACAAACCUCGCUGACCAUAAUCCUUCCUCGUGGCGAGAUCAUGAUGAUGCUGUUUCCACGCAUUCGGCAGGUACCCCAGGACCCUCGAGCGGUGGCCUUGCUUCCCAAAGCGGAGAUAACAGCAGUGAACAAGGUGAUGGGUUGGAUAACAGUUUGGCCUCUCCGGGCACAGGGGAUGAUGAUGACCCCGACAAGGAAAAAAAGAGGCAAAAGAAACGGGGCAUUUUCCCAAAAGUAGCAACAAACAUUAUGAGGGCGUGGCUUUUCCAGCAUCUCACGCAUCCGUACCCCUCAGAAGAACAGAAGAAGCAGUUGGCGCAGGAUACGGGACUGACUAUUUUGCAAGUUAACAACUGGUUUAUCAAUGCCAGGAGGCGAAUAGUACAACCAAUGAUUGACCAAUCAAAUCGAGCAGGUUUUCUUCUUGAUCCUUCAGUGAGCCAAGGAGCAGCAUAUAGUCCCGAGGGACAGCCAAUGGGAAGCUUUGUUUUAGACGGGCAGCAACACAUGGGAAUCAGGCCAGCGGGGCCUAUGAGUGGAAUGGGCAUGAACAUGGGAAUGGACGGCCAGUGGCACUAUAUGUAACACUUCUUUUGCGGCUCAAUCACGGGGAAGUGUAUGGCGUAUGCCAGGGUCUUUCUCAGGGUGGUCCUAUGAGUAUGUGCUUGGUACAAGCAGCUCACACUCUACAGUUGGCAUUAACCCUUUCCUCAAGACAUGGACCACCAGUGCCCUCCAUCUGCCCUGUCAGUAGCCAUUUGUACUCAGAGAGGAACUAGCCAGAAUGGCCACGUCAGCGCAAGCACCAACCCUUCUGGCCCAAGCUCUUGGCAUCAUAUUAUGGACAAGGAUCCCAUCCGUUAAAAGGAAAAAAAAAUUUAUUUAUGACUUUUGAACUUUGACCAGUUUUAUUCCAGACAGCUCUGAUUUUUUUUUAAAACAAACAAAAGAAAAAAAAGUAAUUUUUUUCAUCCUCAAAAAAAAGGACCAAUGAACCGAGAAGACAAAUGUGAAGUCGUGGGUUUCCCUUCAAAACCCAUUUGCAACCAGACACCCCUCAAGUCCCCUGUGGAAAGACUCAGAGAUAUAAAAACUACUGUAGGAGAAAUCAUAGGAACUAAAUUAACUUGUCCGUUUCUGUUCAUUGAAAUAGUUUUAGAAGAAACGGGGGAAAAAAAAAGAUAUCCUUGUUUUUUCCACACUAUGUGUGUUGUUUCCAAAAAGAAUGACUCGUGGAACGGACUAUUUCCACCCGUGACCAGUGCAGGGGAGAGAGAGGGUGAAACGUGGGGCCCCCCAGCACUAAAGGACAUUCCACUGGGACACUGCCUCCCCCUGAUGUGGGGCACCCCCUUUAUAUAGAAGGGGAAACCUGCAAUCUGGUCUUUGCACCAAAUGACUGAACUUUAUUGUAAAACUCAAAGAUUGGAGAAGAGACUGUGUGUGAACAAUGCGUGUGAGUGUGUGAGUGUAUGCCAGCAGCGAGAAAAUGCGAGUGUCGGCGAGAAAAUGCGACAGAGAUUACUGUAACAAGAUUUCGUUGAGAAUUCGUUCUAUUAAUAUUUCAUGUUAGAUAUUCUAUGUGUUACCUCAAUUGAAAGACAAAAAGCAGAAUGUUCUCCUGGUACCACCUGCUGUGGGGUCGGUAUUUUAUGUCUAUGGAUCAUUUGUUUCUCAGCACGUUCCUCAUUAGAGAAAAGACGCCGUUACCUGUGUCAGAUUUACAUGCAAUUCUUGUACGAGGACUGUGAGUUUAUGUUUAAAGACAGAAAAAGUGUUAAAUUCGGUAAUAAAUAUUUCAUUUUGGAUUUUG